Salvelinus fontinalis (brook trout) is the source of this 954-nucleotide messenger RNA. RefSeq lists its product as uncharacterized. The record is from RefSeq and is a predicted model, not a curated record. Bases 1 to 954 code for a protein of 317 amino acids. NCBI's taxonomy places the organism in Eukaryota, Metazoa, Chordata, Actinopteri, Salmoniformes, Salmonidae. The transcript is spliced from 3 exons.
AUGACUGACUGCCACAAACUCAUCAACAACCUUAGAGGGAUUAACAACAAACCAAAUCCAACCAACCGCUCGUGCUUCACCAAGCCCCCGUUCAACAAGAGACUAGCCAACCGCUCGUGCUUCACCAAGCCCCCUUUCAACAAGAGACUAGCCAACCGCUCGUGCUUCACCAAGCCCCCUUUCAACAAGAGACUAGCCAAUCGCUCGUGCUUCACCAAGCCCCCUUUCAACAAGAGACUAGCCAACCGCUCGUGCUUCACCAAGCCCCCUUUCAACAAGAGACUAGCCAACCGCUCGUGCUUCACCAAGCCCCCUUUCAACAAGAGACUAGCCAACCGCUCGUGCUUCACCAAGCCCCCUUUCAACAAGAGACUAGCCAACCGCUCGUGCUUCACCAAGCCCCCUUUCAACAAGAGACUAGCCAACCGCUUGUGCUUCACCAAGCCCCCUUUCAACAAGAGACUAGGCAACCGCUCGUUCUUCACCAAGCCCCCUUUCAACAAGAGACUAGCCAACCGCUCGUGCUUCACCAAGCCCCCUUUCAACAAGAGACUAGCCAACCGCUCGUGCUUCACCAAGCCCCCUUUCAACAAGAGACUAGCCAACCGCUCGUGCUUCACCAAGCCCCCUUUCAACAAGAGACUAGCCAACCGCUCGUGCUUCACCAAGCCCCCUUUCAACAAGAGACUAGCCAACCGCUCGUUCUUCACCAAGCCCCCUUUCAACAAGAGACGAGCCAACCGCUCACUAGCCAACCGCUCGUGCUUCACCAAGCCCCCUUUCAACAAGAGACUAGCCAACCGCUCGUGCUUCACCAAGCCCCCUUUCAACAAGAGACUAGCCAACCGCUCGUGCUUCACCAAGCCCCCUUUCACCAAGAAACUAGCCAACCGCUCGUGCUUCACCAAGCCCCCUUUCAACAAGAGACUAGCCAACCGCUCGUGCUUCACCUAG